AUGAAUAUGAACACAAUCAGGAAACCAUAUUACCAAUUCAGUCGUCUCAUCGAUUUCACCGCCACCACUCUCAUCAAUUCUUGUAACACCAUGAGAGAGAUAUUGCAGGUCCAUGGCCAAAUGGUCACAAGGGGCGAAACCGGUGACCCGAAUAACCUUGGCCGCAUCGUUUAUUUAUUCAUCGAAUCGAAGUUCAGAAACUUAGGCUAUGCCGAAUUGCUUUUUUAUCAUUCCGAUAAUCUCAACACCUUCAUAUGGAACACCAUGAUAAAAGGUUACACAGCAGAGCAUUUACCUGAAAGAGCUUUCUCUCUCUACUCUCUCAUGCUCCAAAAGUCAUUCAAACCAGAUAACUAUACGUACCCAUUUCUCCUCAAAGCCUGCAUGGGCUUUUCCCAGUUCAGGACAGGCAAACAAGUACAUGGGCAGGUUGUGAAGAAUGGCUUAGAGAGAGAAACCUUUGUCACUAACAAUCUGAUUUAUAUGUAUGCUAGUUCUAGACAGAUGGAAUGUGCACAGAGAUUGUUUGAUGAAAGCCAUAAUAGUUCGGAUCCACCUAUGUGGAAUUCACUCAUUAGUGGGUAUCUUGAAAAUGGAUUUGUUGAAAUUGCAAUGUGGCUGUUUGGUGAGAUGCCUGAUAAAAAUUUGGUUUCUUGGAGCAUUAUGAUCAGUGGGUUUGAGCGCAUGGGUCUUCAUGGAGAGGCAAUGAGGUUUUUCAGUGACAUGAUUGUUAAAAGAGAAGAGAUUGAUGGGGUUUUAAUGGCAAUUGUGGUUUCAGCCUGUGCGAAUUCAGGUUUGCUAGAAGAAGGUAAGAGACUCCAUUGUUAUGCCAUAAAGAAGCUCCCUCUGCAAAAAGAUGAGUUCUUGCUGAAUGGCUUUGUCAACAUGUAUGCGAAAUGUGGGUGCAUGGAGAAUGCAUGCCUUCUGUUUGAUAGGCUCCCUCGAAGAGAUUUAAUCACAUGGAAUGCUAUGAUCCACGGCUAUUUAAGGCACCGCCUCAUAUCGAAUGCAUAUGAACUCUUCACAGAGAUGCCCCAAAGAGAUGUUGUGUCAUGGUCCACAAUGAUAUCGGGUUAUUCGCAGAGUGGGUUUCACACUGAUGCCUUGAAACUGUACUUAGACAUGAGAAUUGUGGGGUUUGAAGUGAAUGAAAUCACAAUUGUUAGUGUGCUUUCUUCUUGCACUAAGUUACAAGAAUUCAAAGAAGGGGAAAAGGUCCAUGCCCACAUGAUUAAGAGUGGAUUGAAGGGUCUGGACACUAAACUCAAAAAUGGGUUGGUCUAUUUGUAUGCAGGGUGUCGAAGAAUGGACUCUGCAUUGGAGCUUUUCCGAGAAUCCGAUCAAGAUGUGGUGGCUUGGUGUGCUCUGAUUGUGGGUUUUGCAAGGUCUGGUUUUGUCGACUUUUCUCGCCGACUCUUUGAUAAAAUGCCUCAUAGAGAUGCCAUUGCUUGGGGUACCAUGAUAUCGAGUUACACUAAUUGUGAACGGCUCAAUGAAGCCUUAAAUCUCUUCAAAGAGUUGGAAUGCUCACAAAUCGAGCCUGAGGAGGCAUCCAUGGUGAGCUUAUGCACUGCUUGUGCUCGGUUGGCCAGUCUAGAACAAGCGACAAAGGUUCACAAUUACAUCAAAAAGACAAAGAUCUCACCGAGUAGCAAUCUUUCCACUGCCUUAAUAGAUAUGUAUGUUAAGUGUGGGAACAUAGAAUAUGCUCUAAAGCUCUUUCAAUCGCUAAAUGACAAUAAGAAUGUGUCUAUAUGGAACGCUAUGAUAGGGGGGCUCGCAAUGAAUGGUCGUAGUAAAGAAGCCUUGGGGCUUUUCUCAGAGAUGGAAAGAACCAAUAUCAAGCCUGAUGAGAUUACAUUUGUAGGAGUUCUAAGUGCAUGUCGGCAUGGUGGGCUCAUAGAUGAGGCAUGGCAUAUUUAUGAUAAAAUGAAUAGGGUCUAUGGAAUCGAGCCUGGGGUUGAGCACUAUGGGUGCAUGGUGGACCUCAUAAGUCGACUUGGGCGCUUAUCAGAGGCUGAGGAUCUGACAGCAAAGAUGACCAUGAGGCCCCAGGUUUCAACUUGGGGUGCAUUAUUGGCUGCUUGUAAAAUUCAUGGAGAUGUGAAAUUAGGGGAGAGAGUAGCUAAGCACCUUUUAAAGCUUGAUCCGAACCAUGUUGGAUGCAGAGUGAUGCUUUCCAAUCUCUAUGCAGAGGCAGGCUUUUGGGACAAGGUAGCUGAAGUGAGAAGAGGAAUGAAGAGUCUUUCAAAGACCCCAGGGUGGAGCUUGAUUGAGGUUGAAUAA
Messenger RNA from Amborella trichopoda, 2286 nucleotides. The record is from RefSeq and is a predicted model, not a curated record. Lineage: Eukaryota; Viridiplantae; Streptophyta; Magnoliopsida; Amborellales; Amborellaceae.